Molecule: messenger RNA, 6064 nt
Organism: Plodia interpunctella (Indianmeal moth)
Lineage: Eukaryota; Metazoa; Arthropoda; Insecta; Lepidoptera; Pyralidae
Product: constitutive coactivator of PPAR-gamma-like protein 1 homolog
Exons: 21
Coding region: 207-3059 (950 amino acids)
Cellular component (GO): nucleus
Source: RefSeq, a predicted model, not a curated record
CAACACUGCAAAAUCUGCUUUUUUUUUUCUUCUUGAUUGACAUGUCGUCUGAAAUUUUAUUACAAAUGGCUUCCCUUUUCAUCUUCUGGCUAUCGUAAUUUCAUCGUUGGUAUGGUUUUUUAGUUGAGAUUGCAGUGUUUCAAAACGAACGUGUUCGAUUUAUUAAGAGUUGGGUACAAUUUUCAUCGCCGAUUUGUUGAAGAAUCAUGGGGAUACAAGAUCUACAAACAUUUUUAGAAAAUGAAGGAGUUGGUGUUGAUCUCUUUCGAAUCGCCAGAAAUCAAGCAGGCGGUUUUCGACUGGUGCUUGAUGCAGAAGGUUGUUUGGAUCGGUUAUAUGGUGGAUAUUUUUCAGACUGGGCUUGCGGAGGACAAUGGGCACGCUGUGUCCAGUUUCUGACAACUCUAGCUCAAGCUCUGGCUGAACACCAAGUCGCUCUCUGUGUCUGCUUUAAUGGUGCUCACCCGACCCCACCUGCUACUCCUCAGCACUGGAUGCAAACCCAAGCUACAUACAGACAAAGAGUCAAUUCAGUGUUGCGCCAUAUUGUUACAAAGGGUACACCACCACCAAAAGUAUGGUGGGUUCCUCCCACAGGAUUACAUUCCUGCCUUCGCACUGCUCUGAGAUAUCUCAAUAUACCUAUUAUGGUAUCUACAGACGAUCACUGUCAAGAAGUGGUCGGAUUGUGCAGGGAGAAAACAUAUGCUGGGCUGGUGGGGUGCUCUGGUGAAUAUUUAGUAUUUCAACCACCAAGAUAUUUCAGUUCUUCACAAUUAAAAUUAACCUAUCGGUCUUCAUUGGAAACAAAGGAAUACAUGGUUCAUGAACUACCCCAUGUGUUGGAUGUACAACAAGACAGACUGUGUCUCAUGGCAGCUCUGUUAGGAGGAACCAUUCUCUCUGAACAAAGUCUCACAGAUUUUUACAAGAGAUUGGGAAUCACACAAAAAAAGGUCUGCACUGGUACCAGUCAACAAGUACCUCCAGAGACUUUAGUGAAGAGUAUCUGUCAAUUUGUCCGCGAUCUGCCGUCCUCUGACAUUGAUGUAGCUUGCACUGAAAUAUUUGGUGACCUCAACGAUCUCCGCGCUGCCAAACUCAAGCAAGCUGUUCAGUAUUAUCUCAAUGGAACUAAAGAUGGUUUCCUCAAAUACAGGACUGCUUCCGGUCGUCGCCCAAAAAAUAACAAAAAGAAUCAGAAACCCGAUUUUAGCCCUCAAUCUACUUCAACAGAUUUAGACACUUCCAAGUUGGCAACUGAGUCGUCGGAACACGAGCAAAAAGGCUUGGAAGACUACAAAUUGGCUACAGCGAAUGCCUCCAUGAAUGCUGACUUUAACAUGGAAGAGCAAAGCUGUGAGUUGCAGCAUGCAGUAGCCGCGCUGUCGUUGGAGAGUGGUGAUGCAACAAGCAACAUGCAGUCAAAAUCAGCUAAUAAAAUAGACAAGCAGCCCGCGCCAAAAGAGGGCCGUCAAGCCGUCUCCAAGAACCUGUCUGGAGACGACAACUGCCCGGCGGCGCCCGCCGAAGUGCUGCGAACGUGUGCGGAGCGCCACGCGCGCGGCCUCAUGCACCCCAGCAUGCUGUCUAUACUCACCCACCGCCAGAUCACACUCCCGGUGCUCAUGGAGGAUGACAACCACCGUGAAAUACCCUCUAUACAUCAUUUCUUCAGACCCAUCAGGCAGAAUGUGUAUGCUAUCCUGUAUAACAUGCAUCAUCACCGCUUCAUGGCGCAGAAGGCCAAGGAGGAAGGUACAGCAAGCACGUCGGGCUUUAACGAACGCGCGUGCACAGUGCAGAUAUCCGAAUGGAUCUACUCCCGAGUGAACCCAGGCAAGAGUCCGGAGAUGGUUCCCGGAGUAGUGUUGGACUGGCCCGUGCCCACUGUACAGAGGCUCUGGUUCGGAACUGCCCAAGACGACAAAUGCCGUCGUAUGCGCGCCUUCCUCUCAUGCAUGCGGUCUGACACUCCACUGAUGCUGAACACGUCGUAUGUUCCUCAGCAUCUUCUCAUACUGGCUACAGUGCUGAGAUUCAUCAUGACAUCUCAACUGCAAAUUCUGCGAAGGCAGGAAUUGGAUGCGUUUUUAGCAACAGCUUUCUCUACUGAUCUCAUGAACGCCCUUCACUUGCAAGAAAUGACAGUGAACGGCAUAAGUUCCCGCGGCGUGCAGCUGGGCGCGCUGGUGAUGGCGGGCGCGGAGGCGGCGCUGGUCGCCAACGACGCGUGCGGCGCGCCCGUGCCCUGGCUCGUGGCGGCGCCCUGGCUCUACUUCGACGGCAAGCUGCUGCAGCGCAACCUGCAUCGCGCCAACCACUGCAAGCAUCUGGCGCAGCUCUGCGACAACCAUCUCGACACUGUCGUCAAGGUGGAACGCAUGCGGAAGGCGAUCUUGGAGGGUUUGGAAGUGGAGUUCGCGAUGCCGCCACUGCCGCUGGUAGCCGGCGUCGUCGGCGGCGGAUGGCCGCGUCCUCUUGAACAGCGCGGACGCGGUCGCGGCGCGCGGCUGGAGAUAGCGGGGGUGGUGGUGGGGCAGUGGGGGGGCGGCAGCUACCCCGCUCGCGCCGCGCGCUACCCACAGCAGGUGAGCUACGUGGGCUACACGCCGCCGCCGCGCAACUCGUACGGCGGUCGGGGGUGGCGCGGGGCGCGGGGCGGGCGCGCGCGCGGACGCGGUCGCGGCGGCGCGGGCGCGGGCGCGGGCUCGCGCGGGGGGCGCCGCGCGCGCCGCGACGACGAGCCCGCUAAGGCCACCACGCUCACCGUCAACGGAAAAACUGUGAGGCCAGAAGAAAUGACGUCACAAGUUGAUGAAGUGAACCCGCAGGAAGAUAACAUUGUUGAGAACGAAGGCGAUGGUGCACAACAACAGAAAUCGAAGACUGCAAAAAACUUAAAGAAGAAUGUCGGGAAAGGCAAGAAAAAGGGGUCCAAUCAGAAGACAAAUGUUGGUCAAAUGUUGGAUACUUUCGAUAAUAAUAAGGUGGCGGAGCAAAGCCACAAAUCUGAGAAGGAGCACAUUGGUCAAGGUGAUGCACCAGUUUCUAACUAAAUAUAUAUCCAUUUAAGGUAAUAUCCUAUGUUUGUCUCUUGAAGUAGUUUCAUAUUUUUUAUAUAUUAAAGUUGAUUUCACGUAGUUUGAGGAAAGCUUACCAUAAUAUCCAUUCAUUUUCUACACAUUUGAGUUGCUAGUGAAGUAAUAAAAGUGGUUAUUUGACCAUUCAUUAACAUUUGUGCUACCAGUCUUCACUAGCAUUCAUUUAAACUUAAAGAAUGUAACAUUUUAAACUUCUUGGGAAUAAAAUAACAUCUCAAUAGUAAUUGUUUUAGCACGUAUUUGGGUUGCAUAGCACAUUUGUGAACAGAAAAGGAACCAAAUCGAUGACACAUUUUGUUAUUGUCUGUGUGGUGAGUACCCAACAGACAUAACGUAUACGUGCCUGAGGAUCUAAAAGACUUCCCAAAUUUGAGACUGAUUUUAUAUUACUUUAAUUGACACGCGCAGUGUUCAAUUAAAUAUAAUAUUAAAGACAAACGACAACUGAGGCAAAAUUUUCGUCUCAAUAAUCCCUAAUGAGACAUUAAAACUCUUUGGAAAUUUUGAUAUUUGCGUUUCAGUACUGAGAACCUCUAGCCAUACUCAAACUAAGAUCUGUAUUUUCCAAGCAAAUAUCAAAGUCCAUUAAGAAGUAGGUUCUGUUAAUCGAGGUAGUACAAUAUCUCUUAGAAAGAUAAGAACCCAACAGCACCCGUUAAUUGACAAGUGAUAAUUAGAAAAUAUAUAUAAUAAAUUAAUGUUGGUUGUUAAGUCGUUUAAUUGAAAAGUGAGAUGGCUUAGUAAAUAAUAUGUUUUAUUUGUAAGCAUAUGAGGUACUGAGUCAGCAUUAUUUAUUUACAUAUAGUAUAUUUACAAUUUACCAAAUCAUUAUUUUUAUUUUAAGUGGUUGGUUUGGUCUAUGAAAUCCCUUGCAGCCAUGAAAUGAAGUAUUCUACAAAAAUAAGAUAAAAAUGUUGCCAAUUAAGUACAUAAAUGUAUGACGUAUUCGGCUGCCGAUUACAUAGAUGAAACCAAAUUUUUCAGACUUGUUUUGGGAUUUCUGGGUACAUUAUUUAGGCGUUGAUGUUGAGUGUAGUAUUUAUUGGAUAAAACAGUUGUCACAAAAUAUUAAUUUACCGUAAGUUUAAGGGGUUAAAAAUUUCUUGCACUUUAUAUCGGUAUGGAAUGAGAUUGAACCAAAGCGUGUCUUCUAGUCGAUAAGAGAAAGGGACCUCGUCUUGAUGAAGUUUUCUUUUAUUUCGUGUUGUUAUGCACAUACCAAUAUUCAUUAGGUAUAGAAUAGCAUAUUUAUUCACUACCAGAUAAAAUAAUUUUAUGUGUAUAGUUGUAUGUCAUAUUUUAAUUUGUAAAACUAUUAUAUACUUUGUCCUCAUAAUUUCUAGUUCCAGUAUAAAUCGCAUGAAAAUGCGUUUAGUGGUUUUUAAUUUCAUUAUACCUUAUUUCGUGACAAAUUGAUGUUUUGUGGGAACUGUAUGUUAUCCUAUAACUAUGUUUGAUGACUAAUCUAAAAAGUCCCAUAUAAUGGUGAGUGCAAAAUUCUUUAUCGUCAGCAUAAUUAUAGGAGGAGUGGUUAAAUUAGUGUAAAAGUGCAUUUAUUGAAUGACUGUUGGUGCUUUGAAAUCUGAAUGGACUGCCUGAAACGAGUCUGAAACUCGUAGAUUUAAGUCUAACGAUAGACGUUUGAUGAAACUGAGAGAACAUUCGCAAUUUGGUACUUCCAUAUCCUAUAGGGUAUUAUUUCGAUAGGAAAACUUAGAUUAUUAGUGAUAUAUUUAUAUGCAUUUUUGGAAAGGAAAUUUUGCGAAUGAUCUUCAAUGUAUAUGUAUUUUUGUAAAUUUGUUAUAUUGUUAUACUUAAAUUUAGCUGGAAUGACUAACAAAAAUAAUGAGACCAAGUCUUGCUAAGAAACUCGAUUGAGUGCAAAACUGUCACAAUUAUCAACAUUACAUUCCAUUUCGAGAGCACGAACUUUUUUUAUUGGACAGUACACGAUAGUCGAGAAUGGAACUAAAUGAAGACUUUACAAUUUUUGGAAUGCUUACCUAAACCUGGCCAGAAGAUAGACAAAUAUGUUGCUACUAUAACAUAUAAUUGAUUUUAAUAAAUCAAACAUCAGGAGUGCAUUGCACAGAUUUGCAGCAGCCACGGCGCUGUCCAUUGACUAAUUGUCAAAUAAUAAAGUAUAAAGCAUCUGACUUCGUACUGAGUACAAGUCGACCACUGGAGCAGUGGCAGAGAGUAGAGGCCUGCAGCGGCCCGUAACAGAGCGCCCGCUUGCACAAGGGCGCUCACAUUGCUAAGUAUUCGCUGGCUGUCGCUAGAUGCGACAUGCACAUUAUAUUAAACAUUUAUAUUACAUUAUUACAACCUAUAUAUUAUUGCUUGCUUAUUCAAAUGAACACGAUGUGUAGAUUAGAAUUUUAACUUCAAUGUAUUUUGAUUUCUUUAAGAAUUAUGUGUAACAUCAGUAAAAGCAUGUUAGAGAGUGGCAAUGUUUUCUCAAUAUAUUAAAUGGUUUAUAAAAUAAAAGGCACUCCCCUUUCUCUGGGUUAAUAAUUUUAAUGGGUAGUCUUUUAUUUCACCAUAUUUGAACAGUUUAAAUACUUGUCAUGUUUUAAUGUAACAUUAGUUCAAAGGAGGUAGAUUUUAUGUUUUCUUUUAAAUCCAUUACUUCGCUAUAGUUUUAGAUUCAGCAGUAUAUCUUUACUACAUUUUAUAAACUUGUUUGCUGGCAAUGGUCACUUUAAUAUUGUCAACAUAAUAUAAUCGAAAUAUAUUAGAAUACUUGUCAUGUAAUACAUAACAUUUUUCGUAAUUGAAGUAGCAAACAUGGAACUGUGGCUUUUUUGAAAACACUUAUAACUUAAGUAUGUAAACCUGCUAUGUAAAAUUUUAAAAUGUUCAUUACUAUUUCAGUUUAUGAACACAAAAAAAAUUGGAUGAAUUUAAAUUGUAAAGAGUUGUAUUUGUCUUCAAAUAAAACGUUCCAUCAUUGAAAA